AUGGACACGCCAACUCGCCCAAAGGCCAAACAGCCCAAUAUCCAGGUAUGAGAUUUUUAGAUAAAGCAAGGAGCAUCUUUAAGUAACAAAAGACACGUAGGGCUCAGCCAAAUGGUACCAUAAUGGCGUCGAAACGUGUGGAAACAGGUUUUCUCCGAAACCCGCUCCAUUCCCCUACGGCAUAUUCUCUUCCCUCCCCUCCCUAACCUGUUGCCUUGAUUGCCUCCUGAGCUCCUGAUGAGACAAGGCUUUCAACAUUUUGUUGAGAUAAGAUGCUUUUUGUUUAAAAGGGUGAGCUCAUCGUAUCACAUUAUCGUGCAGUCCAGGGAAAGAUAAGCUAAUAAAUAAUAGAAAAGUUAUUAUGGGUGGGUUAAUCACUUUUGCUGCUGUCCCCAGAGGAGGAGUUUGAGGUACGCAGCUGCCUGGCAGCGAUAGAAACAGAAGAAAGAAAGAGAGAAUUUGAAAAGAAGGAAAAGGACCUGAAGGAAAAGGAGGAAAAAUUGAAACAAAAAGCCAGAGAAAUUAGGAGUGCCACCAUAGAAGCCAAGCGGGUGGCUGCCCAGCUACAGCUUAUGGCGGGGCAGCUAGGCCGUUUGGCCAACCACAUUUUGGCAGAAGCCAAGAAAUAGAAAGAUAUAAGAAAGAAAUUCAAACAACAGCAUGAAUUUUGUUAUUAUUUAUUGUACAAAUCGAGUCUUCUAUUACAAAUCGUUUUUAUUGGUAAAAAAAUAGUAUACGAAGUCCUUAAUAGUUGUCUCCUAAGUCGAACCUGUAAUGAAUAUAUAGCAAAAAUAAACAUAUUUCUCGGAUCCUGAAGAAUCUUUUCCUUUUUCACCGUAUCCACGCCUAUGCCUCCAUCCUCCGCUUUCCUAUAUUACACCACUAUCUUUGUGAAAUUUAUCACCCCAUACUGGUUCUGUACAGGCUUCCAAUUGGCAGGCACCCCCUCCACCUUACACAACAAACAUUCUUCACCACCAUGCACUAGUAUCUGUCCUCGCCAUCCACAGAGUCUUCCCGCUCAAGGAAGCACUUUAUUUUGAACCUGUCAGAUAAAAUUAAAUUAAUAAAAGAGAUUGAUAGAUAUACAAAAAUCCAGGUAUAGAAAGCAAAUAAAUAUAGACAACAUAACCCCGAAUUACAUGGUAACAUCAAUAUAACCCCGAAUUACAUGUUAACAUCUCUAUAAAUAUAUACAUUAUUAUCAGUAUAAUCCCAUAUCGCGUAUUCAGCAUCUCUUAGAUCUGAUAAUAUAAUGUUUUCCACACCAACUCCCUAAACUACACCACAAACUAAUUCCGCUCCCCUCCCUCCCCCACUAGCAAAAAAAUAUACAGCCCCUUAUUUUUACAACUUUAAAACUUCAGGUGCAUUAACAAAAUAAUUUAAAUACACAUUUCUCUUCUGGAGUCAGUAAAUAAAUGAUAACCCGUAACUAAAUGAGAACCUAUCAACCUAUAUACAAAUGUCUAUUCUUGGACCAAUAACCAAUAACUAAAUGAGAAAUUGUUAAUCUAUCUGCAAAAAGCCAUCUGCAAUAAACCAUAGCAAUGACUGAGCGUUGUAGAAUAUAUCAGUAUAGACAGUGAAGCAAUGAGGUUAAAUUGUUGGGCCGCCUGUGGUCGUGGGGUGACUGCGGCUUUGCCGAGACACGCCUUCUGGGAUUUUGCCACAAAGCUAUGUUGGCUGGAGAAUGAAACUAAGCAAGCAGGAGGAUGAGGCAAUGCUGAGCAAACCCAAAAGAUUUCUAAGGAUGAACAAUGUCGCUUGGCAUAUCUGUCAAUAGCGUACAGUCCGAAUAUGUUAAAAAAAUAAAAAAUAUGCUACAAUAAAACCGACGCCCCACAUUCCCAGUCCCGAUGGACCCCCUUCCUUGAUAUUAACUAAAUAAACAAACAUUGAUGCUUGUGUCAGUUUCUGAACUCAUGUAGUAGUUAUUGAACUAUAUUGUCGUUCUUGAACUUUUGUGUCUUUGUUUAACUACGCAGUGUUUAAAACUGAAUUUUAACUGGGUUUUAGUAAUGCUUAUGUCAUUUUCUGAACUCAUGUAGUUGUUAUUGAACUUUGUUGUCGUUCUUGUACUAAGGUGUCUUUAUUGAACUACAAAAAAGAAAAAUGGUUUAUAAUCUCCUCUUGUAGAAAACUGGUUUUUAGUUCAAUACGAGGACGAUCCAGUUAUAAGNUGUCGUUCUUGAACUUUUGUGUCUUUGUUUAACUACGCAGUGUUUAAAACUGAAUUUUAACUGGGUUUUAGUAAUGCUUAUGUCAUUUUCUGAACUCAUGUAGUUGUUAUUGAACUUUGUUGUCGUUCUUGUACUAAGGUGUCUUUAUUGAACUACAAAAAAGAAAAAUGGUUUAUAAUCUCCUCUUGUAGAAAACUGGUUUUUAGUUCAAUACGAGGACGAUCCAGUUAUAAGAGUGCUCAAUGAAAGGGAGGUUGAGCACCUUGACCCGGACGAUAAUGAAGAAAUGCAAGAGGGGGAAACUGUAAUGGCUUUCUGGUCAGCAGAUAGAGAAUUUUACGAAGCAGCAAUCAUCAAAAUUAGCAGUGAGUGUUUUAUAAAAAAACAAGUUAGGAGUUGAGAGUGUGAGAGGAGGGAUGAGAACCUGCAACCAGUGUAUCACAUGUUUCCAGGUUCACCAAGAUAUAAUACACGCGUGCUUAAGAUAUGCGAAAACUGAAAAUUUCUGAAUAAUGAUUAUCAUAAUAUUUAUAUUUAAACCUACAAAAAACAAGCCCACAACUCUUUCAGACUCAGUAGCCAAAUGCCCAAAAGCAGGCAAAAGUGAGUAGGUAAAAUAUCAUUGUGUGCUUGAGAAUGCAAUUAUACGAUGUUCUGCCAGGUAGAUCACUGUGAUUUUUGAGCUACAUGUAAUGAUCUAGAUGUGUGAAUAGAUUGUUGUAUUCACAACUUUUAUACUAAAAGACUUCAACAGCCUGAAAUAAGGUAACCAAAGACAAGCACGUUCUCUUAUUUAAACAAAAGCUUACCUUUUUGCUUUUUGUUUUGAAGAUGAUAAGAGUGAACUUCUUAAAGAAAAGAGAGCUCUUGAAACGAGUUUAAGGAAAAGCGCAGUGGGGAAAGCAAUAUUCAACAGUGAUCCACAACAGCCUAUAAAGAAAAAAAACAAAUCAUCACAGAAACAACCAGUACCAAAGAAACCCACUGCAAAAGAUGAAGAAAAGGCAAAGAAAGAAGGAAUAAAAAAGGUAAGAGAGGCUGAGAAAGCGGAAGUUGAGAAAACAACAUGGAGAAUUUCUCACGAACAAAGUAGGGAUGACCAUCAGCUCAAUGAUAAUCUACAAGAAACCGACUGCAGUUUGUCACUCCAUGGUAUGAAUACUACUCCAUCAUCCACCCGCAGCCCAUCUCCUGUAAAUGUAUAUGGAGCACAGAAAAAACCUAAAAUGAUCAUCACUAACACCUCUGUUGCUAGUCCACCUUCCAAAAUUUUAAUUGUAGGUGAACCAGUUCUUAACUCUAGAAAAACAUCUUCCCAUGCCCAUGCAAAGAAAAAGGCUAAAAGGACAACCACUGGCACAGCUAAAAAUGUAUCAUCCAGUAACUCACCAAUGGACGGAAAGGUUUUAAUCCCUGAAGAAAUACCUACACAAAGAGGAGCAAAGAAAAAGGCUCAAACGAUGACAUACAGUGGUACAGGUGACAGGUCAACUCCUAAGGUGCGUGCAAGACAACACAAGCAUUUUACGCCAAUGGUAAUAAUUGAUCAGCACCUCGAACCUUUCACACUAAUAAGCCUCGUUUAAUACUGGGUAUUGAAUGGAUUUUGCUUUUGCAUGAGGAUGACAUUGUUUUAUAUGAGCUCUGUUAGGAGCUUUACCACCCUUAAAAAUCAAGAGGCGUAAAAAUUAUGCUAUAGGAGCUUUUAGUAUUAAACUGGCUAAAACAAUAAAACAAUUAAGUUCUGAUAAUUGAUUUUCCUUUUUGUAGCGCCGCCCUCUUCCCACCAAAAACAUUGUUUGUGUCCCCUCAUCAGAGUCAGAUAACUCAGCUGAUGACUUGACCAAUGUAGAGGAAGACUCAGAUAUGUUUCUGGAAAAGAUUACUGCAAGAGGUGAAUAAACUGAUUUGUUAUGUCUCAUAUCGAGAUCACAUGACAUCUGACAAUGAAACCGUUUCCUGCCAAAAUCUCUGAGCGGGCAACAUUGCAAAAUGUUGAUCGAUGACCGCCAUUACAGUGAGGUUUAAUGAAUUUCUAGCUUCAAAAUAUCCAGCUAUGUAACAAAUGACUUAAAGACUGGCCCUCGGGAAACAUUAAGAAACAUUAUCAUUAAGUUUCCCUCGUGACUAGUCAUUAAGCGUUUAAUAUUUGGGCACUUAGGAUGCACGAUGCCCUUAAUGAAAGAUUUGCAAAAAGCGCCUUAUCAGUUUGUAACAUGCUUUUUAUCACCUUGCAGCUCGAAAAUCUAAGAAAGCCAAGAAGAGUGUGCCAAAAAGGAAACCAUCACAGAUUAAACCACAAGAUACAACUUAG
This is a messenger RNA of Porites evermanni, 4497 nucleotides long. The record is from the annotation of a GenBank genome assembly. Lineage: Eukaryota; Metazoa; Cnidaria; Anthozoa; Scleractinia; Poritidae.